Messenger RNA from Brugia malayi, 363 nucleotides. RefSeq lists its product as uncharacterized. Gene Ontology annotation, molecular function: protein binding. The coding region runs from base 1 to 363 and encodes 120 amino acids. The transcript has 3 exons. NCBI's taxonomy places the organism in Eukaryota, Metazoa, Nematoda, Chromadorea, Rhabditida, Onchocercidae. The record is from RefSeq and is a predicted model, not a curated record.
AUGGCUGAAAAUAAACUGCUACUAAAAAGAUCAUCCAUUAAUGUACCAUAUGGUUUUAUCAUACGACAUCUUUCAUCUUAUCCGCUUAUGGAUAGUUCAAAUGAAGGAAUGAAAUCUAAACAGAAGCCAUUCUAUACCUUAGUAAUUCUAAAUGUUAAACCAUCAAGUGCAGCAGAUAAAGCAGGUCUUCAAGUUGGUCAUCAAAUUAUCAAAAUGAAUGGACAAAAUGUCAACCAUUUAACAUACAGCGAUAUUUGUAAAAUUACAGAAAGGUUACUCUAUUCUAUGAUCGAUCUUCUCGAGCGGAAGGAAAAAAAUUUGUUUUACAAUUUAAUAAAUAAUAGUAAUAUCAUUUGCAUAUAG